UUUUAACCACCUGAAUUUCAACCCAUAACCAAUGUGCACCUACUGUUGUCCGGUGCACCGUAGUAGGUACUGGUUUUUAUCGGCAUUUGAUGCAUGCAGUUUGCAACAGAUAGCUAGGCAGGUACCUACCUGUUGAUUGGUACGCGCGACUGAUGAGAAAUAAUAAAUUAGAGCCCGAUUUGCUCUACAACAAACUGUGUUGAUAUGCACCAGAACUGGGCGUGAACUUGGGGACUUUGUCAAUCUUCUCUAUUGACUCAACCACUCAACAGCAGCAGGUAGGACAACAACAGCGCUAGCAGCAGCAGCAGUAGCUGGACCGAGUUGAUUCUGUCGAUACGAUAAUUGCUUGUGGAAUAUUUUAUGAGGUGGUCAAUUAGGGAGCCCUGAUCACAAAAAUAUUCAAGGGUGUAAAUACUCGUGCAGUUCAAACAGCAAUUAGGCAAUUAUCGAAUGUGUUAUAUUAGGUAAGGUUGAAUGUGAUGCUAAUUUAUGAAAAUGAAAACAAUUCUGGUGUGUGUGUUGUUGUUAACUCAAUCGGACGUGAUUCUGUAUCGCUCAUCGUUUACGUUAAUUUUCCGUUGAAACUGGCCUCGAAAAUCUUGAAUGACACUUGUGUAGUACGAUCGUCUAUAUUUUGUACGUUUCUGCGAUAUUAAUCUUUCAUUGCGUUUACCGUUGUGACGAAAAAUUGCAAUUAUAUUGAUCAUCAAAACUCGCCAUGGAGUGCAAAAAGUGCCUUCUUCCAGUGGUUACAAAAGAUCAACCGUAUGUAUACUGUAAUGCAUUGUGCGCCGCAGUUCACCAUGCCGCUUGUGUUGGAUUGAAUACUGCCGAGCUUGCUGCCGUAUCACCGCCGCACAAGAAUAGUUGUUGGAUGUGCGACGAGUGUUUAGUUGAAUUUGUACAAUGGAGGAAAGAACGAAAUGAGAAAAUGAAUGAGCCGAUCGCCGCAACUGCUCCAGAGCACAAUGAGCCUAAAUGCGUACUACAACGUGACGUUGAUGAGCUGAAAGCUAAAGUAGAUUCAAUACUGUCGGUGAUUACGUCGCAUGAGAAUAAUCACACGGAUGCCUGGAUACGACACUCAACACCGAAAUCAUCGCGACCAAUGGAAUGUGGAUCGAGUGAAGUGACAGUUGCAUCCGAAACUGCGAGUCGGUUACCUGAUUCGAUAUGUGAGAACGAGAACUUCGACUUGUUGCUAACGAAUAUCGAUGGAAGCGUUUCGGAAGAAGAUGUUCAACUCAUGGUUUGUCGCUGCUUGGGCACACGUGAUAAUGAGUGCAUUUAUGUUAGGAAAUUAGUUCCGCGAUGGGUUGACUGCAGUGCAUUCGACUAUAUCUCCUUCAAAAUAGUUUUAAACCGUAAAUGGAAGUCUGUCGCGAUGAUGCCAUCUACUUGGCCUAGAAACAUUAGAUUUCGAGAGUUCAAAAAAGUGAGAUUCCCGUGGAAACCCGAUAUUUUGUAAUUAGUUCCAGUAUUGUAAAUAAUGUGAUUUGAUGGAAAACGUUUUUUUUUGUAUUGAUGUUUUUUAUUACUGUUUUAAGUCAUGUGUUGUAAAUAGGAAAAUGAUACUUGUUGUGUGAAUUUGUACGAUAUUUGUAGUUAACGGGUCGCAUCUUCUUUGAGUUUGUUCUGGAAAGUUGUCGAGAUUGUUAAAUGUUUUUGUACCUUAGAUUUAAGUCACAUCAUUGGGGCAUACACAAGCCUGUUGGUGUUAAUAAACAAAUAAAUAAAUAAAUAAAUAAACUGCAGCAAAUUAGUAAGAUUGAUCAAAAUUCUAGGCCUGAGGUCCUACUGUUAGAAAAUGUAACUAACUGUAUGAACACGAAAACCAAUGCAGAGGGUGGCAAGUUCGAUUCCCGGUUGGUCCAGGAUCUUUUCCAAAUAGAAUUCUUGACUUUCUAGGACAUAGAGUGCGC
This is a messenger RNA of Aedes albopictus (Asian tiger mosquito), 1925 nucleotides long. RefSeq lists its product as uncharacterized. The coding region runs from base 722 to 1471 and encodes 249 amino acids. The transcript has a single exon. Lineage: Eukaryota; Metazoa; Arthropoda; Insecta; Diptera; Culicidae. The record is from RefSeq and is a predicted model, not a curated record.